This is a messenger RNA of Paraglomus occultum, 336 nucleotides long. The record is from the annotation of a GenBank genome assembly. Lineage: Eukaryota; Fungi; Glomeromycota; Glomeromycetes; Paraglomerales; Paraglomeraceae.
AUGCGUUGGACAUCCCAGGAGGAUAAGGAGUUGUUGAAACAUUACGAGACGCAUGGUCCUCAAUGGCAGAAGAUUUCUUGUAUGUCGAAACCCCAUCGUUCACCAAAGUCAGUUAGGCAACGUUAUUUAUUUCAUUUAUGUCCCGGAAUUAAUACAAAACCUCUUACGAUCGCAGAGCGUCAAAAAAUAAUCACACUGAGCAAGGAAUAUGGUCACCAAUGGUCAAAAAUAGCAAAGGCGUUGGAAGGAAGAACGUCACUACAAGUGAAAAACUUCUGGCAUAACAGCCAUCGUAACCAACCGGAAAAAAUGUCAAUUGACUACAUCGUUAAUUGA